ACCAUUUGGGCCGGUAAAAAUAUUGGUAGCUGGUAAUUUCCAGACAGCCUGAGACGGCUGAAAAUUGCAGGGGACAGAAAAGAAAAAUGUUACGCUCAUUAUUGAACUCCCAUGGAAACUAGGGGCUCUAUCAACGAUGAUAGAUCUUCAUCUUCCCAUCGCUUUCCCACUUCACCACUCCCUUACCGUUAGAUCUUCGAUCGGGUAAACCCGCCACGCCAUGGAAGCAGCUCUCUUAUGUUGUUCCUGUUUGAGAACAUGCAUGUAAGAUUAUGAUGAUGGGUCUCUACAGACGACGGUAGAGAUAGAAUUGUUGUUACCGGAGAUGAGGACUAGAGGUAUAAUUGGGGCGUUGUUGAAAUCUUUUGGUCCAAGUGAGCAUGGCACUCGUCUUGUUCGUAAAGGAAGAAAGUUGGGUCGAUUUGUCAGACACAAAUUCUGGCUCUGGGUGUUUCUCUUUGCAGCCAUAUUUUUGAUUUACUUGCUACUCUUCGGUCUCAAUGUGCAUUUGCCUGCUAAACUAGAAGGUAGUGGUACUAGUAUCCGUAUUUCAGCACGGCAACAAAUUUUGCCAUUUCAUGUUGUUGGAAGACCACCCAGAAGCAAGCAUCGUAAGCAGUAUUUGCCUUGCGAGGUUGGGUUUCUGGAAUCAGUUGAGUAUGUUGUUGAACCUAAGGAAGUCAUGAACUUCACACAGUUUUCACUAGAGUUCAUUGACCAAGAGGGAAUACCUUCCCAUAGUAAUAUAUAUGAACCUAGAUUUGGAGGACAUCAAACACUUGAGGAAAGAGAGCAAUCUUUCUUUGCGAAAAAUCAAACUCUACAUUGUGGAUUUAUCAAAGGACCCCCUGGAUUCUCAAGCACUGGAUUUGAUAUAGAUGCGAAGGACAAGGCAUACAUGAACGAGUGUAAGAUUGCAGUAUCUUCUUGCAUUUUUGGAAGCUCUGACUUUCUUAGGAGGCCUACAAGCAAAAAGAUCAGUGAAUAUUCCAAGAAAAACGUUUGUUUUGUAAUGUUUGUGGAUGAGCAAACAUUGGGAAAAUUAUCAUCCGAGGGACAUGUUCCUGAUGAUACAGGACGAAUUGGCUUGUGGAAGAUAGUCAUAGUGAAGAAUUUACCAUAUGAGGAUAUGCGCAGAACUGGAAAGGUGCCAAAAUUUUUAUCACAUCGCCUUUUCCCCCAUUCAUGGUAUUCAAUUUGGCUUGACAGCAAGAUGCGACUUAAUACUGAUCCAAUGCUGAUUAUUGAAUACUUUUUGUGGCGAACAAAAUCAGAAUAUGCCAUUUCCAACCAUUAUGAGCGACAUUGUGUCUCGGAGGAGGUACUCCAAAAUAAGCGUCUUGAUAAGUUCAAUCACACAGCCAUUGAUGAACAGUUUGCAUUUUACCAGUCUGAUGGCCUCACCAAGUUUGACCCUUCAGACCCAAAUACCCCUCUUCCCAGUUAUGUUCCUGAAGGUUCAUUUAUAGUCCGGGCACAUACACCAAUUUCAAAUUUAUUUUCAUGCCUUUGGUUUAAUGAAGUUGACAGGUUUACCUCCCGUGAUCAACUAAGCUUUGCAUAUACGUACUUAAAAUUGAGGAGAAUGAACCCAGAUAGACCAUUCUACCUAAUUAUGUUCAAGGACUGUGAGCGCAGAGCACUAGUAAAGCUAUUCCGGCAUAGGGAAGAGCCAUCUCCUCCAGGACCUCCACCUGUUAUUUGAUCAGUAAUUAUUAUUUGCAGUUAUUCUGGGAUGGAGACUGAAGUGAAAACCAAGCUAAUGUCAGCUGCUCGUCUUGCGAGAUUGAAUGGGUUAACUCGUUGUAGGCUUGUAGCUGACGCUGAGCCUGAAUGGCUGGUAGGUUUUGUUGUUGUUGCACCUGACCAUGUAGCACACAGAGAGGAAUUUAAUUUGGCAUUACAAAAAGAUCCAAAGAUCGAACAGCCACAAGUCUCAACUGCUGUUUCAAACAGGGAAAGGCAGACCAAGCAAUGUUGUUGAGGACAUUUGUAGAAAGCGGAUUUAUUUUCCUUGUAAUUUUCAGUUCCAAA
Prunus avium (sweet cherry) is the source of this 2034-nucleotide messenger RNA. Its product is annotated as transmembrane protein (DUF616). The record is from RefSeq and is a predicted model, not a curated record. Lineage: Eukaryota; Viridiplantae; Streptophyta; Magnoliopsida; Rosales; Rosaceae.